This is a messenger RNA of Daphnia carinata, 1803 nucleotides long. RefSeq names its product N-acetylated-alpha-linked acidic dipeptidase 2-like. The record is from RefSeq and is a predicted model, not a curated record. The transcript has 13 exons. The coding region runs from base 1 to 1803 and encodes 600 amino acids. Gene Ontology annotation, molecular function: carboxypeptidase activity. NCBI's taxonomy places the organism in Eukaryota, Metazoa, Arthropoda, Branchiopoda, Diplostraca, Daphniidae.
AUGAACAAGCAUUGGGUUUUUGGAUUUGCAAUCCUCUACGUUGCCACAGACAUAGCUAUCGGUGUUGGUCUUUAUUACGCUGGUUACCACAACGCCAGUCGAUCGAUGUCGGCAAAUAAGCGAGAUGUCUUCCAAGAUUUACAAGACGAAAUUUCAUCUGCAAAAAUCGAAAGCUUCCUUAAACAUCUAAGAAGUGUUCCCCAUUUAGCUGGAACUGCAGAAGACAGUCAACAGGCUGAAUGGCUGCGCGAUCAGUUUCUCGAAUUCGGUUUAGACCAGGCCACUGUAGUUCCAUACCAUGUUCUACUGUCUUAUCCAGACAUGGAGAAACCAAAUAAGGUCUACCUCAUUGAUAGCAACGGUGUAGCCAAUUUCACGUCUUCGGGUAAACAAAUGCCAUUGUACUCGCCAGAAGAAAAUUCAACCCUUGUGGCACCCAAUUUCAAUGCGUACUCUGGAACUGGAACUGUUACAUGCGACGGCCUAGUCUACGUUCAUUUUGGACAGGAAGCUGAUUAUGAGUAUUUGGCCAAAGAGGGAAUCGACGUUACUGGCAAGAUCGUGCUGGCUCGUUACGGUGCGUCAUUUCGGGGAAAUAUCGCAGAUCUAGCGGAAAAGAAAGGUGCCGCUGGUGUGUUAUUGUAUUCUGAUCCCAAGGAGUUUGCGAAGAAAGGGAGGAAUGAAACAUAUCCAGAUUCGUGGUGGAUGCCGGGUAUGGCCGUCCAGUCUGGCACUAUUAUGCUUGGAAAUGGAGAUCCUCUAACUCCAUUCUACCCAGCCAUCGAAAGUGCUUAUAGGAUUCCUCAGUCACAGGCAAUGCUACCCAACAUCCCGGUGCAACCGAUAGGUUAUGACGAAGCAGAAAUCUUAUUACGGUCAUUGAAAGGGAAGGAAGCACAAGACGAAUGGUGGGGCAGUUUAAACACCACAUAUUUGUUAGGUCCUGAAUUCCGGUCCAUAAAUUGGACAAUCAAAAUGGAAAUUCUUACAGCAAAUAAAAUGGCAACAAUAUACAAUACAAUCGGCAUGCUACACGGCCAAGAAGAACCAGAUCGUUAUGUGCUGGUCGGAAAUCACCGCGACGCCUGGAUUCUCGGUGCCCGUGAUCCAUCCAGCGCAACCGUCUCUAUGAUGGAGAUGGCAAGAGCUUUCGGAAAAGCGAAACUUGACCACAGUUGGCACCCAAGGCGGAGUAUUGUCUUUUGUAGUUGGGGAGCCGAAGAGUACGGCCUAAUUGGAUCUUACGAAUGGGCUGAGGAGCACUCAAAGGUGUUGAGUCAAAGAGCUGUGGCCUACUUGAACGUUGACAUUGCAGUCCAAGGCAACUAUUCUCUAUGGGGAAAAGGAGCACCACUAAUGAAUAGUGUUUAUUUGGAAAGCUCUAAGAAAAUAAAAAAUCCCAGCCAAUCAGAAGUAGAAGCCGGACGACCUACCUUAUUUGAUACUUGGGCCUAUCGCUAUCCCGACACUUUGCAUCCUGGUAGACCAAGGGUGAAUAUUUUAGGAAGUGGGAGCGACUACACAGCUUUUAUGCACAUUUUGGGCAUUCCUUCCAUCGACAUUUGUUACAAUUAUGAAGAGAACAUUGGAUCAUAUCCCCUCUACCACACACUCUAUGAGACGCAUCACCUAGUAGCUGACAUCAUCGACAAAGAUUUCCUGUACCACCGAGCAGUCACACAGCUUUGGACAGAGAUCGCCCAUAAUCUAACAGAAUCAGUCAUUUUGCCAAUGGAUUUGGCCUGGUACGCCAUCUACUUGUCAGAGAGUGUGGCCAAUAUAAAAACACGUGUUACAAAGUAA